Molecule: messenger RNA, 1803 nt
Organism: Habropoda laboriosa
Lineage: Eukaryota; Metazoa; Arthropoda; Insecta; Hymenoptera; Apidae
Gene: mRpS30
Product: 28S ribosomal protein S30, mitochondrial
Exons: 5
Coding region: 88-1743 (551 amino acids)
Biological process (GO): translation
Cellular component (GO): mitochondrion; mitochondrial large ribosomal subunit; ribosome
Molecular function (GO): structural constituent of ribosome
Source: RefSeq, a predicted model, not a curated record
CUUGUGGAUCUUCAAGGACGUUUGUUCAUUGGUUAACGUUGAAACUAGGGAAAGAAAUUAAUCGAAAGAUCGUGGUCAAUUGUCAACAUGUACACCGGGUUGCGGAAGCCUUUUUCAAAUUGUUCUGUAAGUGCUUUAAAAGCUGUUAUACGAAAGUAUACAAGUACCGCGCUGUGUGAAACAGAUAAUGUAAUUUAUCCACCUAUAAUGGAUUUAUCCCGCAAAGCCUCGAUUAAAAGGAAACAUGAAGAAUGGUACGAGAAAAUUAAAAAGCUUAAUACUGUAGAGGAGAAGUUGUUUGGAAUUAACAUGCCACGUUACUAUGGAUGGAAAUCGUUAAUGUUAGAAGAAGGAAAGGUUCCGUACAAUUCGUUGCAUCAUGCUCAGUACAUUACACAUACUCAUGUUGUAAACAAUGGUAAACUACCUGAGUUUUAUGAUACAGUAAUUAGUACAGAACAAAUGGAUGCUUUAAUAGAGACUGUUAAACGUCAUAUAGAAAAUGUAAUUACAUUUGAAUAUUGUAGUAGCUUAAGGGAGCAUAAAGUAGCAGAUCAAUUGGAGGAGGAAAGGAAAAAGAUAUUAGAGGAUGAGAUUACAAAAGCACUUGUGUACCAAAUCAAUAGGAUUAUAUUGGCUACUCUGUCUUCAAAUACACCACAUUUAUUUGAAGCUGAAAUAGAUUUUGAACCAAGAGUAGAAGCAUUUUGGUUUGUAGGUGGUAUAGAACGUCCAACUUUAUCUAGCAAAGCAACAGAAAAUCCAGACUGUACGAAAGAACAUGCAAGCGAGCCAAUUAAUAUGCCUGUUCAAUAUUACGGUUCACCAAUUUUGCAACUAAGACAUCUACUUCCCUUGAAGGAGAUUCUUUCGCUAACAGAAUCUUCCAAUCCAGACUUAAGUAUUCCUGAAUUCAAAUUUGAUCCUAGAGUACUAGGCUAUCGCUUGUCACAUAAACACGCAACUUGCAUACCUGGUUUUUGGCCUGGUGAUCCUGCCGAGUUUGGUUUACUGUCUUACCAUAAUUUAAACGAGGUAUAUUCUGAUACCAGAAACGUGGAUGACGAUGCAAUUACGGUACAAGCUAUUUAUGCAUCUUACGGCUGGUUGUUGUCACAGGCUUGCUAUCAGGGCUUUUCUAUGGGAAACGAUCUAACAUAUCCAUUAGUAUCACAAACAGUUUUAACAAAUGGUAAAUUUUGGUCAUUCUGUGCUUAUCAGUUAAACACCAUAAUGUUACAUUUAGACUAUCCGGAUGAAAAUUGCAAACGUAAUAUGUGUUGGAUAACAGAACCCAUGAAAUUAUUCGAUACCGUAGAAAAUGGAGAAAUUCAAGGGUUUAACGAAGAUGUCUUACGAAAAUUAAUCAGAUUUUAUAUGAAUAUACCUGUAGAAAGGACUAAUGUAAAUAUGAAGCCGUAUUUAGGUGAAUCCGUAAAGCACGUUGCAGAUAUUGCAGACCCUGAACGAAGAUCGUGGUUAGAAACACGGUUUAAACAUAUUACGAGUAACAGACCGAGACAUUUCAAACAGCCUCAGAUAUACCAUUGGCAGAAAAUUUAUAUGAUCGACAACGAUACUCGUCCUCUGGAUAAGAAACGCGACCCGUGGCAGUUUGGUUAUAAUGCCUCGAAACGAAGAAUGGACGAUCAUUUACCGAUUUAUGUACCAAAAUACUUGCGAGAAAAUCCGAAGAAAAAGAAAUCAGGCCGUUGGGCGAAAACAUACUAUCCAGAUGCAUAGAGUACUGAAUUUAUGUAUUUGAAAAAUAUAAAUAUCACGAAUGAUAGUAAAGAUGGCAAU